Messenger RNA from Ooceraea biroi (clonal raider ant), 4692 nucleotides. RefSeq names its product glucose dehydrogenase [FAD, quinone]. Gene Ontology annotation, molecular function: oxidoreductase activity, acting on CH-OH group of donors; flavin adenine dinucleotide binding. Lineage: Eukaryota; Metazoa; Arthropoda; Insecta; Hymenoptera; Formicidae. The record is from RefSeq and is a predicted model, not a curated record.
UACUUUAUAUUAAUUUGUAAUUGAUUUUCUGAAUAUCUAGUUACAUGUAACACUUGCCACUUCUUCACAGACCACUUUAAGCAGUCUCUUUUUGCCACUUAUAUUAAGUAUUCUAUUUACACCUGCAUAAUGGCAGCAGCAUUCAACGAGACAUAGCGCUGGCGACAACAAUCGUAUUGACAAUAUACUUUCCUAUAUACAGUGGUCUCUUGUUACGAUCGAGCUUACAUUACGCGCUAUUACUAUCUAUAGCUAUGUCGACGCAGCUGCACCAUGCUUUGAAAUAAGCGAGCAGUCGGUGCAGCCGUCAUGAGACACGAGUACAUCUUUAUCUGGCAGUUAGUCUGGCUCUUCUUCCUGCUACAUCCCGAAGCUCUUUACACGGGCGUUGUAGCAGAGGAGACAGGAAAUGAAUAUUCAAGGGGUUGUGCCCAUCUGCGUUGCGAGAAUGGCAGUCGAUGCAUCAAACGGAGGUUCUGGUGCAAAAAUCCACCCUGUCCCGGCAUGUUGUACUGCUCGAAAUCCAGGAAAGAAGCGUUGAAGGGCCCUACAACAUGCGAUACUGUUCGCUGCAACCAGGACCACAUGUGCGUCGUUAAAAUUCGAGGAUGCCGUUGGGAUAAAACAUGUAAGCAACAAAUAGCGCGCUGUAUUUCGGAGAAGGAAUAUUACGAGGGGGCAGCUUCCUGUGCCGGUUUCAAAUGUCCCUCGGGGGAACGGUGCAUCCUGCGGGAAUUGUAUUGCCUCAAUCCACCCUGCAAACUGAUCAGAAGCUGCGCAGAAGCACUAGACGCGCAGGCUUGGUUCGACGAAUGUAGAGGCUUGAAUUGCACUUCGGAGUACGAAUGUUUUCUACGGAGACCAGAUAACAACUGCCUCGAUCCACAAUGCACGCAUACGCCCGAUUGCACGUUCACCACUGAGGAUGAGCUAAUCAGCAAAUACUGUCGCGGUUGGGUGUGUCCACAGGCGCAGAGAUGCAUAGUGCGAAUCGCAGGCUCGUGCAAAGGUUUCAACUGUACUAUCGAGAGAUCGUGUCGCGCGUCAUCAAACUCGCCUGCCACAUAUAUGAAUGACGAGAUCGCCGAGCAGUCGUCGACUGAAGAAAUCUUGACGCAGAUGGAAACCGAGAUGAUUCCUCAGGAAGUGGAAAACCGAAGAAUGAAUACGCAAACAAAUUACCCAGUCACGGAAAAAGAGCCAACUUUGGUAGCGCAAAGACGAAGCACACGUCAUGGGACACUCAACCAGCACGAGGCAAAAGUUCCUCUGACUCAGCAACAGUGGCGAGUCACAACGACGAAAUCGAAUCUAAUCGCAGGAUCAUCGACGAACGGGCUAUAUUCGAUAAUACCGUAUCCUCAAUUUCGAAUAAAUCAUGAUGAACUAUCAACAAGCAACAACGUUUUUGAGAUCACGUCCGAGCUCCCUGACUCGUUGAAGAGCUCGGCCUUCUGGACGACUUUGUCCGCCGACAGAAAAAUAGAGCCGACUGCAUCGCGUGACACAAACAAAUUAGAGGUGCUGAAGAAAUUCUAUAUAGCGAGCGACGAUGCGUUGCCGCUACCUGUCGUGUUGGAAGGUAUCAGCUUCGUCGGACAAGGCUAUCCAAUCUGGAUAAGAAAUCCGCCGCCGUAUCCUUCGGUAUCGGUUUCGUUGGAAGCAAGGAGCGAAAAUGGUUCUGGAUGGGAAUACCACGCGCCGCAAGAGCCGUACAGGAUUUUAUUGCCGCCAUACGAGCCGGUGUUCCUUGUCGAGGAUACGAGCAGGCGAGGCCAGUUGUUCCCAUUUUUCACUUAUGCGUAUGAUUACCCUUUCGGCGAAGCGGCUUUCAUAUCUUUGCCGGAAAUAACAGUUGGAGAUAUAAUGGAAAACUUGAAAAUAGAUGAUACGCCGACAAUUAUAGAUGACGAAAUUGGCAAUCACACAAAUAGUUUCACGACCGUUAAGAUUGAGAAUUUCAAGACAAGUCAUUUCGAUGACUCGUCCAGCGAUUACGCAAAUUCCCUCACGACGGAAAAGACGAGUACUCUUUCAUUGAAUAUUCGCGAGAAAGAGCUGGAUAAUUAUGACAUGAGUUGCAACUGCCCGCUGACUGCGUCCACAGGACCCACUCUGGCCUCGACAUGCGGCGGGCCGUCGUUCAUGCUUUUCAUGGGGCUGCUGGAGGUCUUCCUGCGUAGCCAAUGCGACCUCGAGGACCCGUGCAACAGGCCCGCGCCGCCGAGCAAUGUCAAUACAAGGUACGACUUCGUGGUGAUCGGUGGCGGUAGCGCCGGUGCGACUGUCGCGGCUAGAUUGUCGGAGGAGCCGAGAUUUUCCGUGUUGCUGCUGGAAGCCGGACUGGACGAACCAACAGGCACCCAGAUACCCUCGUUCUUUUUCAAUUUCAUCGGCAGCGAUAUCGACUGGCAGUACACCACCGAAAGCGAGGACGAGGCCUGUUUAAACAAGGAGCACAGGAAGUGUUACUGGCCUAGAGGAAAGGUACUUGGCGGUACCAGCGUGAUGAACGGGAUGACGUACAUGAGAGGAUCGCGCAAGGAUUACGACGACUGGGCCAGGCUCGGUAACGCUGGUUGGAAUUAUCGCGACGUUCUCCCGUAUUUCAUAAGGAGCGAGGAUAAUCAGCAAGUGAAUAGCAUGGAUUAUGGAUAUCACGGAGUCGGUGGGCCGCUCACGGUCACGCAGUUUCCAUAUCAUCCACCGUUGAGUUUCGCUCUUUUGGAGGCCGGCAAGGAAUUGGGGUACGACGCGGUCGAUCUGAACGGACGGACGCACACCGGAUUCGCUAUAGCGCAAACGACGUCGAGAAAUGGCUCACGACUGUCCACGGCACGUGCUUUCCUACGUCCGGCCAGAAAUCGCCCGAAUCUUCACAUAAUGCUGAACUCGACGGCGACCAGGAUCCUCUUCGACGAGAACAAUCGGGCGAUGGGUGUCGAGUUCGUCCACGACGGGAUGGUUAAACGCGUGACGGUGACGAAGGAGGUAGUGGUGAGCGGAGGUGCCGUUAAUUCGCCGCAAAUCCUCUUAAACAGCGGCAUAGGACCUCGAGAGGAGCUUAACGCGGUGGGUGUGCCGGUCGUUCGCGAUCUUCCGGGCGUUGGCAAGAAUCUUCACAAUCACGUCGCCUACGCCCUGACCUUCACCAUCAAUGACACCGACACUACUCCGCUCAACUGGGCAACCGCUAUGGAAUACUUGCUGUUCAGGGACGGUCUGAUGUCCGGCACAGGAAUAUCCGAGGUGACGGCGAUGAUAAACACUAAGUAUGCGGAUCCGAGGGAGGAUCACCCCGAUGUUCAGCUGAUCUUCGGUGGUUACCUGGCGGACUGCGCGGAGACCGGCAUGGUGGGCGAGAAGAAGGGCGCGAACCGCAGUAUCUACGUUAUCCCAACGAUUCUGCACCCGAAAAGUCGCGGUUACUUACGCUUGCGAAAUAAUGAUCCGCUCUCGAAGCCACUAAUCUACCCCAAGUAUCUCAGUCAUCCCGACGACGCAGCUACUCUCGUGGAGGCUAUUAAGUUUAGCAUCAAAUUAUCGGAGGCCCAAGCGCUCAAGAGAUAUGGCUUUGAAUUGGACCGGACUCCAGUGGAGCACUGUGGGCAUCUCAAAUUCGGCUGCGACGCUUACUGGGAAUGCGCGAUUCGUCAUGACACUGCACCCGAAAAUCAUCAGGCGGGAUCCUGCAAAAUGGGACCACCGGACGAUCCUAUGGCUGUAGUUGACAAUCAGUUACGAGUCAGAGGAGUGCGCGGUGUCAGAGUGGCUGACACAAGCAUCAUGCCAAAAGUGACAUCCGGUAAUACGAACGCGCCAGCAAUUAUGAUUGGUGAAAGAGCGGCGGACUUCAUUAAGAAGACCUGGAUCGGCUGACGUAAAAUUACUUAAGGUCACCGUACCGUUCUCUUCAUUACUAUUUCGUACAGAACAUCCAGAACGUGUUCCAAUCCAAACAAUGCAAAUAACUCAAGAAAGUCGUAAUGGAAUUCGAAAGACGUCUACGGUAAAAUAGUCCCAACUUUAUAAUGUCUUUUGUUUACGCUUUAGACGUCUUCCGGAUUUUUGCGCCACUCUGAAUCUCCCGCUGUAAAUGAAAAGUGCUUUAGAUGCAACAACGUUGCUGCAACUUUUGUGCUACAUGGGCAUAUUCCUUCGGCGAUUUUGUAGAAUCUCGAGAAUUAAUUAAUCAUAAUCGAUUAGUGACUUCAAUGAUGAUAAUUAAUAACUACAAUUAGGAUCGAUUUAUCCUCUUAUUGUACAAUAUACAAGACUUUUAAAGUAUUAUUUAAUAAUGUACAGUUGUUCCGGUAAUGUGUGUCACUCUCGUGUGACAAUUCGAGACAACUUUCCUUAGAAAAAUAUAAUUUCACUAACACAAGAAAAAUUCAGUUAGACGUUUUUUUUAGUUUAGUUACACGACGACUCAGAACUUUACGCUCAUUUAGUGCGCCAUACGUUUGAGUUUGCGGCGAACAUACAGGGGAUUCCACUUUCGCGUACCAAAUAGAUCCAUUAACCACGACAACCGUUUGAUCUUCCUGUUUCGGUGUUUCCACCGAUGCUAGGUAGAGUAAGAGAUCGCGCACUACUAUAAAUAGUACAUUGCUGCAGAGUGUAUUUUCUUACACUUUUACGGAAACACUUGUAAAGAAAUGGCAUACGAAUACAGAAUAUUUUAUCGCGAGG